CGCCCACCUUUUCUUUCUUCUCAAUUAGCCGCCGGAACCUCUCCUUGGCGAGAACUCCAUUACCAGUUACUAGAGAAGCUGCAAAACAGCGUCGUACUGAAAGAAGGUUUCACGCACUGCUCUCUCGCUUCCUUUCAUCCCCGUCAGUCGGCAUCCUUCGUUGUUGUAGGUUAUUGUCGGUCCAAUUCAAUCACAUCCCGUAAAAGGAUUUCCCCAAUUCCAAUCGGGUUCCUUCGUUUCUUCAAAGCUUUAGGGUUUCAAAGGGGGGCGCACCAGAGGUCCAGGGCAAUCUAGGAUUCACCGGGGGAACGAAGUGCCGUUGGCUUGAAUAAGAAAGUUCGGCGAGGGGGAAGCGAAAUUCUGCGAGGUAGGGUUUUUUUUUUUGUAUCGGCGAAGAAGCUAUGUCGCGGAGGAGGCAUGACGAAGAUGAGGACGAGAUUGAGGAUGAAGAGUACGAGGACCAGGACGAUCAGCUGAUUGACGAUGAGGAGUACGACGACGAUAUGGAGAAACGGGGAAGUUCGAGCAACAGAAAGCGGUCGCGAUCGAGUUUCAUCGAUGAUGCGGCGGAGGAGGACGAGGAGGAGGAGGAGGAAGACGACGACGACGAGGACUAUGGAGGUGGUGGUGGUGCGAGCAAGAAGCGCAAGACUGCUAGAAAGGGCGCUUCUUUCUUUGAUCUGGAGGCCCAAGUGGAUACCGACGAAGAUGAAGAUGAUGAAGACGGCGGAGAAGAUGACUUCAUUGUUGAUGGUGGAGCUGAUUUACCUGAGGAGGAUGAUGGUAGACGAGUUCACCGUAGGCCAUUGCUCUCUCGGGAAGAUGAUGGUGAAGAUGUGGAUGAAAUUUAUAGAAGAAUUCAGGAAAGAUAUUCAAGAACUUCUCAGGGUGAAUAUGAUGAAGAGACUACAGAUGUAGAACAACAGGCUCUCUUGCCAUCUGUACGAGAUACAAAGUUUUGGAUGGUGAAAUGUGCGAUUGGGCGUGAACGAGAGACAGCAGUCUGCCUCAUGCAGAAGUGCAUUGAUCGAGGUCCUGAGAUGCAAAUUACGUCUGUUGUUGCCCUUGAUCAUCUCAAGAAUUAUAUAUAUAUUGAAGCCCACAAAGAAUCCCAUGUCAGGGAGGCAUGCAAAGGACUUCGGAAUAUAUUUGUUUCUUCGAAACCUAUGCUUGUCCCAAUCAAAGAAAUGACGGAUGUCCUUUCUGUUGAAAGCAAAGCAAUUGACCUUGCAAGGGAUACUUGGGUCAGAAUGAAGAUAGGAAAUUACAAAGGGGACUUAGCCAAAGUAGUUGAUGUGGAUAACGUGAAGCAGAGAGUCACGGUGAAGUUAAUUCCCAGAAUUGACUUGCAGGCUCUUGCAAGUAAACUGGACGGCCGAGCAGUCGCAGAAAAGAAGGGAAUUAAGCCUGCUCCUCGCUUUAUGAAUUAUGAUGAAGCUAGGGAACUUAACAUUCGCGUAGAGCGGAGAAGAGAUCCAAUGACGGGGGACUACUUCGAGAGUAUCGAGGGCAUGUUGUUUAAAGAUGGUUUCUUGUACAAAACUGUGUCAAUGAAAUCCAUUACUGCUGCGAACAUUAAGCCAAGUUUUGAUGAACUUGAGAAGUUCCAUAAACCUGGAGAACAUGGUGAUGAUGAUAUGGCCAGCUUGUCAACUUUAUUUGCAAACCGGAAGAAAGGACACUUCUUGAAGGGUGAUGCAGUUAUCAUUGUCAAAGGAGAUUUAAAGAACCUUAAAGGAUGGGUUGAGAAAGUUGAGGAAGAUAGUGUACAUAUCAGACCGGAGGAGAAGGGUCUUCCUAAAACACUUACAGUACAUGAGAAGGAGCUCUGCAAGUAUUUUGAACCGGGUAAUCAUGUUAAGGUUGUAUCUGGCACUCAAGCAGGUGCAACUGGCAUGGUUGUCAAGGUUGAGCAACAUGUGCUCAUUAUUCUGUCGGAUACAACCAAGGAACAUAUGCGUGUAUUUGCUGACGAUGUUGUUGAAAGCUCAGAAGUGACUACUGGUGUUACCAAAAUCGGAGACUAUGAGCUUCAUGAUCUUGUUUUGCUGGACAAUAUGAGUUUUGGUGUCAUAAUACGUGUGGAAAGUGAAGCCUUUCAGGUUCUCAAAGGAGUUCCAGAGAGAUCAGAAGUGUCGCUUGUAAGAUUGAGAGAGAUCAAAAGCAAGAUAGAAAGGAAGUCGAAUGUACAAGAUAGAUAUGGAAGUACAAUAUCCGUAAAAGAUGUUGUUAAAGUGCUUGAUGGUCCUUGCAAGGGGAAGCAGGGUCCUGUUGAGCACAUAUACAGGGGAAUAUUAUUCAUCCAUGACCGUCACCACCUUGAACAUGCCGGAUUCAUUUGUGUUAAAUCCCAAACUUGCGGUCUUGUUGGAGGAUCACGUUCCAUUGGUGAUAGAAAUGGUAAUGCAUACUCAGGGUAUGGUAAUCUUAAAAACACUCCUCGAAUACCCCCUUCACCUCGGAGAUUUCAAAGAGGAGGUCCUCCUUUUGAGUUUGGUGGAAGGGGUAGAGGCGGUAGGGGAGGGCAUGAUGCCUUGAUAGGUACCACCAUCAAGAUACGGCAGGGACCUUUCAAAGGCUACCGUGGACGUGUGAAAGACAUUAAAGUUGAUCGCAGUUGUAUUUCUGACAAUGUGGUUGUGGUUUCCACCCCAUACCGUGAUUCAAGUCGAUAUGGCAUGGGAAGUGAAACCCCCAUGCAUCCUUCUCGGACUCCGUUGCAUCCUUACAUGACUCCUAUGAGAGACUCUGGUGCUACACCUAUUCACGAUGGCAUGAGAACACCUAUGCGCGACCGGGCGUGGAAUCCUUAUGCACCAAUGAGUCCUCCGAGGGAUAACUGGGAAGAUGGAAAUCCUGGAUCUUGGGGUACUAGUCCCCAGUAUCAGCGAGGUAGCACUCCGUCGAGAGUGUACGAAGCGCCUACCCCUGGUGGCAAUUAUAGUGAUACUGGAACGCCAAGAGACAGCAGUUCUGCUUAUGCCAAUGCUCCUAGCCCGUACAUGCCUUCGACUCCUGGGCAGCCUAUGACACCUGGCUCAACAGCCUAUCUUCCUGGGACUCCUGGGGGGCAGCCAAUGACGCCUGGCACUGGUGGUUUGGAUAUCAUGUCUCCUGUUUUAGGUUUGAUAUUCAGCUUACCCUCUCAAUUUUACCGAUGCUUAUUGAACAACGAAGGAGGGAGUUUGAUGCCAGAGAUAUUGGUGAAUGUACAUAGAGGUGAUGAAUCCCUAGUAGGUGUCGUCCGAGAGGUGCAUCCGGAUGGAAUGUGCAAGAUAGGGUUAGUAGGGAAUGGUGAUAUGGUGACGGCGAUGGCAAGCGAUGUGGAGAUCGUGGGGCCGAGGAAAUCGGACAAGGUGAAGAUAAUGGGGGGAGCACAUCGAGGAUCGACUGGGAAGUUGAUCGGGGUGGAUGGUACGGAUGGAAUUGUAAAAUUAGAUGACACUCUUGACGUUGUGAUUCUAGACAUGGUUAUACUAGCCAAGUUAGCCUGAGCAUCAGCAAGUCUCUUUUUUUGUUCCACCUUAUAGUGCUUUUUAGAUGUUUUUUAUUCUUGUAAAAUCUGGUCAAAGAAAAUAUGUGUUUCAACGUUAUGUCGAUUUCAUCUUUCAAUGCUUGGUGAAUAAAACACCUAUUGGAACUUGGAAGUUAUUGCUGCAGCAUUUGGAUUUCCGAUCCAAGUAGUUCCAAAUCCACCUGGGCUAGUCGGAAGAAUCUUCAUCGGUUCUACAAGCUUAUUCAUAUAUAAGUGUUUUUGUUUGUACGUAAAAUCAAGUUUGUCAAAUAUGGUAAUAUGUCGGUUUAGUAAGUGACAUGGUUUGAUUUGUUUAUGUUGGUUUCGAUAUAAUAU
Messenger RNA from Linum tenue, 3850 nucleotides. NCBI's taxonomy places the organism in Eukaryota, Viridiplantae, Streptophyta, Magnoliopsida, Malpighiales, Linaceae. The record is from the annotation of a GenBank genome assembly.